This is a messenger RNA of Erythranthe guttata (spotted monkey flower), 4368 nucleotides long. Its product is annotated as ATPase E1-E2 type family protein / haloacid dehalogenase-like hydrolase family protein. NCBI's taxonomy places the organism in Eukaryota, Viridiplantae, Streptophyta, Magnoliopsida, Lamiales, Phrymaceae. The record is from RefSeq and is a predicted model, not a curated record. Gene Ontology annotation, biological process: phospholipid translocation. Gene Ontology annotation, molecular function: ATP hydrolysis activity; ATP binding; ATPase-coupled intramembrane lipid carrier activity. Gene Ontology annotation, cellular component: plasma membrane.
AGAGAGAGAGAGAGAGAGAGAGAGAGAGAAAACUCUUUCGUCACUGAACAAAUCAAUCUCUUCUUCCCUCCCAUCCCCAAUUUGAGGAUUCGACCCACACACUUUUUCCCGUUAAUUCUUUCAUUUUUUUCUCUUCUCCAAUGCGAUCUCUCAGCUGAAAUUCCACCUCGGCUUCUACCAAAUUCCCCAUUUCGCUGAAGAAUUUCUCGGGUGCUGCGAAUUUCUGAAAAUCGAGGUUUUCUCAAGGGUGUAGCUUUCAUGUUAGCAAGUCAAUCCAUCCAUGAUGUAAGCAAGCCCUUUGCUUGCACAGUGGAGGAAAGUUUCAAAACUUUCUCAUCAUAAUUCUUUCGACCUUAAAAAAACAUUUAAAAAAUGGCCGGUGGUAGAAUAAGGGCAAGAAUCCGCCGUAGCCAUCUCUACACAUUCGCAUGUUACAGAUCACCAACCACCCAAGAGGACGGCCCGCACGAUUUCCAAGGGCCCGGUUUCUCAAGAAUAGUGUACUGCAACCAGCCACAAAUGCACGAGCAAAAGCCCCUCAAAUACUGCACAAAUUACAUCUCCACCACAAAGUAUAACGUGAUCACCUUUCUCCCAAAGGCCAUAUUUGAACAAUUCAGACGUGUGGCCAACUUGUACUUUCUUUUAGCUGCAGUACUAUCUCUAACGCCCGUUUCGCCCUUCUCCCCCGUGAGUAUGAUCGCACCCCUCGUUUUUGUCGUCGGUUUAAGUAUGGCGAAAGAAGCUCUAGAAGAUUGGCGUAGGUUCAUACAGGACAUGAAGGUCAAUUUACGAAAAGCCAACGUGCACAAAAAAGAUGGUGUAUUUGCUCUCAAGCCGUGGAUGAAGCUUCAUGUGGGGGAUAUAGUGAAGGUGGAGAAGGAUAAAUUCUUCCCCGCCGAUUUGCUUCUCUUAUCUUCGAGCUAUGAAGAUGGAAUUUGUUACGUCGAAACUAUGAACUUAGAUGGGGAGACUAAUCUGAAGGUGAAGCGAUCUUUAGAGACUACUUUGCCCCUUGAAGACGAUCAAACUUUCAAGGACUUUUCCGCAACUAUAAGAUGCGAAGAUCCGAACCCGAAUCUCUACACUUUCGUGGGCAACUUCGAAUUCGACCGCCAGGUGUUCCCUCUCGAUCCUAGUCAGAUUCUCCUCCGUGAUUCGAAGCUUCGAAACACUGCCUUUGUUUAUGGAGUUGUGAUAUUCACCGGCCAUGAUAGUAAAGUGAUGCAGAACGCUACAAAAUCUCCUUCGAAACGGAGCAGGAUCGAAAAACAAAUGGACAGAAUAAUAUACGUUCUAUUCAGUUUACUAGUGUUCAUUUCCUUCAUAAGCUCUGUCGGUUUCAUUGCAAAGACAAAAAGGGAUUUGCCCAAGUGGUGGUACUUACAGGUUCCGGAUGAAGACAGUUUAUACAAUCCAGGGAGGCCAUUGACAUCGGGUUUCUAUCAUUUAGUCACUGCUCUUAUAUUGUACGGUUAUUUAAUACCGAUAUCUUUAUACGUGUCGAUCGAGGUUGUAAAAGUUCUCCAAGCAUUAUUCAUAAACCGUGAUAUUCACAUGUACGAUGAAGAAACAGGAACUCCCGCUCAGGCGAGAACCUCGAACUUGAACGAGGAGUUGGGACAGGUGGACACAAUCUUGUCCGAUAAAACAGGCACUUUGACUUGCAACCAAAUGGACUUCCUCAAAUGCUCGAUCGCUGGCACACCGUAUGGGAUGCGUAGUAGUGAGGUGGAACUUGCUGCGGCGAAGCAAAUGGCGUUGGAUAUUGACGGGCAGAGCCAGGCGAGCACGCCUCAGUCGUGGAGGAAGAGCAGCGGGGCAUUUUCGGAAGUUGAAUUAGAGACUGUGAUUUCUUCGAAGGACGAACGGCCUGCUAUAAAGGGGUUUAGUUUUGAGGAUGUUCAUCUCAUGAAUGGGAAUUGGUUGAAGGAGCCGAAUGCGGAUAAUGUAUUGUUGUUUUUUAGGAUACUUUCGAUUUGCCACACGGCCAUACCGGAGGAAAAUGAGGAGACGGGGUCGUAUACUUACGAGGCGGAGUCGCCGGACGAGGGUGCUUUUCUUAUUGCUGCGAGAGAGUUCGGUUUUGAGUUCUGUAAGAGGACUCAGUCAAGUAUAUUUGUGAGAGAGAGAUAUCCUUCUUUUCAAGAACCUAUUGAAAGGGAGUACAAGGUUCUUAAUUUGUUGGAUUUCACUAGCAAAAGGAAGAGAAUGUCGGUUAUUGUUAGGGAUGAAAACGGCCAAAUUCUUCUCCUCUGCAAAGGAGCUGACAGCAUUAUAUUUGAUAGACUAGCGAGAAAUGGGAGAACGUACGAGGAAGCAACGACGAAGCAUUUGAAUGAAUACGGGGAGACUGGAUUGAGAACUUUGGCACUUGCUUACAAAAAACUAGACGAGGCUAAAUAUUCUGCAUGGAACGAAGAGUUUAUGAGAGCGAAAACCUCGAUUGGAGGUGAUAGAGAAGGAAUGCUCGAGCGGAUUUCUGAUAUGAUGGAAAAGGAUUUGAUACUUGUUGGGGCUACUGCUGUGGAGGACAAAUUACAGAACGGAGUGCCUCAGUGUAUAGAUAAACUAGCACAAGCUGGUUUAAAGAUAUGGGUUUUGACAGGCGACAAGAUGGAAACCGCAAUUAAUAUAGGAUAUGCGUGUAGUUUGCUUAGGCAGGGAAUGAAGCAUAUAUGUAUAACAACGAUGAACACCGAUGCAAUAGUCGAAGAUCCGAAUAAGGCUAUAAAGGAGAAUAUCUUAAUGCAAAUUACGAACGCGACCCAAAUGAUCAAAUUAGAGAAGGAUCCACAUGCUGCGUUUGCUUUGAUAAUUGACGGGAAAACGCUGACUUAUACUCUUGAAGACGAUAUGAAGCUCCAUUUCUUGAAUUUGGCAGUUGGUUGCGCUUCUGUUAUAUGCUGUCGCGUUUCGCCAAAACAGAAAGCUUUGGUAACGAGAUUAGUAAAAGAAGGAACUGGGAAAACCACAUUAGCAAUUGGUGAUGGUGCAAAUGAUGUUGGCAUGAUUCAAGAAGCUGAUAUUGGUGUCGGCAUUAGUGGAUGUGAAGGAAUGCAGGCUGUGAUGGCUAGUGACUUUGCGAUUGCACAGUUUCAGUUCUUGGAGAGGCUUUUGGUCGUACACGGACAUUGGUGUUACAAACGAAUCGCUCAGAUGAUAUGUUAUUUCUUCUACAAAAACAUUGCGUUUGGCCUUACAAUAUUCUAUUUCGAGGCUUUCGCGGGAUUUUCUGGGCAAUCGGUGUAUGUUGAUUGGUAUAUGCUGUUAUUCAAUGUCGUCCUUACUUCGUUGCCUGUAAUUUCGCUCGGAGUGUUUGAACAAGACGUCGAUUCUGAAGUGUGCUUGCAGUUUCCAGCAUUAUACCAACAAGGCCCGAAGAAUCUCUUCUUCGACUGGUACAGAAUAUUCGGUUGGAUGGGCAACGGCCUCUACACCUCCCUUAUAAUAUUCUUCCUCAACAUAAUCAUCUUCUACGACCAGGCCUUCCGCCCGGGUGGCCAAACCGCCGACAUGACCGCAGUCGGGACCACAAUGUUCACCUGCAUAAUCUGGGCGGUGAAUACCCAAAUCGCCCUCACCAUGAGCCACUUCACCUGGAUACAGCACCUCUUCGUCUGGGGCAGCGUCGUCUUCUGGUACCUCUUCCUCUUCGUGUACGGUGAGUUGACCUACGCACUCGACGUCAACGCCUUCAGGGUCCUGUCGGAGAUUCUGGGCCCCGCCCCUAUCUACUGGUCAACCACUCUGCUGGUCACGGUGGCGUGUAAUCUGCCGUAUCUCGCCCACAUCUCGUUCCAGCGGUCCUUCAAUCCGCUGGACCACCAUGUGAUUCAGGAGAUUAAGUACUAUAAGAAGGAUAUCGAGGAUAGGCAUAUGUGGAGAAACAAGAGGAGUAAGGCUAGGCAGAAGACCAAGAUCGGGUUUUCGGCUAGGGUCGAUGCCAAGAUUCGGCAGUUGAAGGGGAGAUUGCAGAAGAAGUACUCGUCGAUGAGUAGCAAUGGUGCGGUAGCACAACAAACAUGAUACUUUUUUUUGCAAUGUAGAGUUUUUUUUUUUUUUUUUUUUUUUUUUGGGUUUCGGGUUUUCGAUUUGGGAUAUUCUUGAUUCAUUCUUGGUGUAAUUUGUGGCUAGUGUAGCUAGGGGGGGAAUUUGUGAAGCUAUAAGAUGUAAGGCUUGUUUGUUUGUAUGUAAAAAAAGAAAUUGUAAAAUCAUCAUAUGAUAAAAAAAUUGUGAAGAGAGUAGGGUGUGCAUGUUUUGCCUUGUUUCAUUUUUCUUGUACUCUUAUGUUCUUUGAAUACUCAAAUUUGAAUAUCUGUGUUCAUAUGUAGAGUUGGAAGCUAAAUCAAAAACUAUUUGAUGUUC